UUGUAAUCUUUUUUUCCCCCCCAAGAAACAAUAAUAAAUCAUUAGAUUGCACUGUUUUACACAUAGAGUGCGCCCAUAGCCUUAGUGAAUAACUGAAUGCAACAACAAUAUUUGGAGGAAAUACGAACAGAAUAAAUGACCUACAUCCCCCCCCCCCUUCUUUUUUUUAUACCGUACAGGAACCCUUUCACGACUGUUCUUAUACAAGUGCACGAACGGCCCAGUGUAUCGGGCCGCCCACAUUUAACGCGCGUCGUCAGUUGAAUAUAACAACAACCGACGCUUUGUUGCAGACAGACGUUAGUACGAACGUUGAGUGGAUAGGUGAAAAUAUUAUUGCGGGAAACUGGUUUCAUCGAAAUCGAUGUUUGAAAGUCUAGAGUACUGGACUAGUUGAUCAAAAUGACAAUCGGAAAUGGCGGGGGAAGUCGAACGGAAUUUCAAUCGAGUGAGGCGGAGAUAGUAACAGUGGGAAAGACGUUGGAUGCUAACAAAUAUGCUACCAAGAAAACUAUCGCUCAGGGAAUGUUGGACAUUGCACUGCUAACUGCUAAUGCUUCUCAGUUAAAAUACGUUUUGCAGCUGGGACAUCGGCACGAGUUCUAUUACAUCAUGGUUUCUCUCAUCUCAUCUUCGAUCUUUCUUCAGGUCAUGGUCGGUAUCCUAUUUCUAGUGAUUGGAUCUGUGAACAUCAAUAAAGAUGAUAACCAUCGGUCGGCAGUGAUUCUCAAUGAUUUGGUGGUAGUCUUCAUUUUUGUUAUUUCUGUUAUCAACAUUAUAAUUUCAUCGUUUGGAAUCCAACAUAUCGAUUUGGCUAUUCUCCCCAACAAUUCAAACGUAACGACAGCUACGUUAAUGGGGAAUAGUGACUUUCUUGUUUCUUCUACCAGCUUCUACUUUGAUGCUUCGAAUUAUUUUUAUUGGAUUACUGUGAUAAUAAUGGAUCGUUCUGGGGUUACUUCUGCCAACAGUUACCUCAGAGGGGUCUCUGUAAAGAUUAGCGAAAAGUACCGACCUCCUCGUAGACCCACACUUCCGCCUGGAUUAUGCUUCGAACCUUCUCCUCAUUUAUUUUCUGAUAAUAUUGACCUCAUUGAUGAAGUGAGUGCAUUGAAGCUGAUAGCCUCAAUGAGAGAUCUACAUACACUGGAGACUGCAAGAAGAAAGCAAAGUGUAUCUGCAUUUUUAGAGAGUCAAGCUGCUGUCGAUGAGAAGGAAAUUGAAGAGAUCACUUCAGACCUUUCCUUGAACAGUCUUACUAACAACAUUCCCUCACUAAGUGUUAUCAACUUGCAAGCAAGGAAUGGGCAAUUGCUACAACAUACUCAAGCUUCCAUGGAAGUCCUUACUCCAAUUCAAAGCUCGACUGUGGAAAUCAAGAAGAAAGAAAACAUGUCUGCUAUUAAUCUAGCUGAAUUUGAGAGUUAUUCAACAAAUCCUUUUGAGGAAAUGGAAUUAAAGACCUUGAAUGACAAAGAAGAAUUAGCCAUGUUGCUCCAACCCAGCCCUCAGCCAUCUUAUGGACUACAGUAUCAGAACUAUAACCCAUCAACAAUUCCAUCUUGGACUGAAAAUAGACAUCAACCUGUGCGUCAAUAUGAAGCUGCAGCAAAUUGGAUUCCCAACGAAAGUUCAUUCUUUAGUGUUGACAAGCUAUCUCAUGGGAACAUCGCUAUACCUGUAGAAUUCCAAAAUCAAGCAAUCUCACAUAAAAACUUACGUCAAGCUAAAAGUGUCCCAGACCUCUCGGACGUAAGUUUUGGGACGGGAGAAAUCCCAAUAAAUAAACCGCCAUUUACAGGUGUGACGGACAAAAGACUCAGUUCUCGCACUCCCCCUCCUCGUUUAACAUCAGAUUCUAUAAAGAGACCAGUGCCCAAACCAAACCUUGAUGUUGCAUCUCCGUUUGAAAGGAAGCUGAACGCAAUCGAAAAACGUUUAGUCCAGCAGCUACAAGAUAUGGGAUUUGUGAGAGAAAAUGCAGUUCGUGCUAUUGCUCGACUUGGUGCCAACGAAAAGGAUGUUGUUGAUCAGCUUUUACUAAUACAGAAACUGGAAGAAUCGGGCCAUUCUAUUGAGAGAAUAGACACGGCUUUAGACGUUCUUAAGCCCUGCAAGGAAUUACCAACGCAAUUAGAACAUCAUUUAGUGUUAGUUGAUCAGCUGUCUGCCUUAGGAUUUGAACACGAUAAGAUUAGCUCUGCGCUUGUUGCUGCUGGACACGAUCGCGAUAAAGCCUUGGAUAUUCUUUUGUUAAAGUAAAUUACAUUAAAAUCAUACGAUGUUUAUUUAGUUUUUUUUUUUUUUCGUGUUCUUAUGUCCUCAAGUCAAUCAAUAUUUUUUUGUUCUUAGAUAAGUAUAAAAAUUCGAGUGUCAAUGAUUCUGUACUUGGUCUUCACCUUUUUUCUGCUGGAAUAAAUUGACAUAUGACAUUA
Messenger RNA from Daphnia pulicaria, 2435 nucleotides. RefSeq names its product ubiquitin-associated protein 1-like. The transcript has 8 exons. Bases 403 to 2262 code for a protein of 619 amino acids. The record is from RefSeq and is a predicted model, not a curated record. Gene Ontology annotation, biological process: tissue regeneration; cell adhesion. Gene Ontology annotation, cellular component: membrane. Gene Ontology annotation, molecular function: protein binding. NCBI's taxonomy places the organism in Eukaryota, Metazoa, Arthropoda, Branchiopoda, Diplostraca, Daphniidae.